Molecule: messenger RNA, 2318 nt
Organism: Elaeis guineensis (African oil palm)
Lineage: Eukaryota; Viridiplantae; Streptophyta; Magnoliopsida; Arecales; Arecaceae
Source: RefSeq, a predicted model, not a curated record
ACAAGACGAACGAACGAACGACGUCGGGGCUGGAAACAAGCGAGGCGUCCGUCUCUGAAGGCCACAGCGUCGCCGUCAUCAUCGCUCUUCCCCUCCUCUUACGGCCCGGCGCGUGGCGUUAACCCUCAGCUUUCCCGCUAGUGCUCGGAGACCGUGGGAAAUUGGCGCGGGCGAGGCGAUGGCUACGACGACACGGCCGGUGACGUCAUGACGAGAACCGAAGGAACAGAUAGAUAACGAAAGAAAAAUACGAGAUCGUUCUGCUCGCUCCCUCUGGAUUUCUUUUUCUCAAAAAUAAUAAUAUUCUUCUUAUCUUAUAUAAAGGACAAGCAGAUUCGAUGGCGUGCGCGCCAUCGCUAGCUGUCUAUCCGUGUGAUUAUUGCUGCGGCUCGCAUCGGAUCAAGCUCAGGGGUGGUGGCCCCGCUCUCUCCUGCCUUGGCCCGUCCUCCGGUCUUUUCGGGGCUCCUCUUUCUUCCAGUAAUUUCCCAGGUUCUUACACUGCAGUAGAUUCUAUCUGUGCAGCACUGAGCUCAGUCGGGACUGGCUUAAAUUUAAAUAUAAUGUGUACCACCAAGGGAAGCAUCACAGCAUCCAGGGAUGCCUCCAAGUUAAAAGAUGGACCCGAUCAUCUUCUUGUUCUUGUUCAUGGCAUCUUGGCUAGUCCCAGUGAUUGGAUAUUUGUGGAGGGGGAACUGAAAAAACGACUGGGGGGCAAUUUUUUAAUCUACGCAAGUUCAUCCAAUACCUAUACUAAAACAUUCAGUGGAAUUGAUGGAGCAGGAAGACGAUUAGCAGAUGAGAUAUUGAAUGUGGUUUGGGAGACAGAAAGCUUGAAAAAGAUAUCUUUCUUGGCCCAUUCUCUUGGUGGUCUAUUUGCCAGAUAUGCUAUCGCCAUCCUCUAUAAUCAAGAUAACUUGAACAAGAGUCAGCAUGAGAAUGUUAUCAAUUCUAGUAUUGGAACUUCAGAAAAGGUAGCAUGCACUUCAAAGUUAGGGAAAAUUGCUGGCUUGGAGCCUCUUAAUUUUAUUACCUUGGCAACUCCACAUCUUGGGGUUAGAGGGAAAAAACAGCUUCCAUUUCUUCUGGGAGUACCCAUGUUGGAAAAACUUGCUCCACCUUUAGCUCCCAUAUUUAUUGGCCGAACCGGUCGUCAGCUGUUCCUUACAGAUGGUAAACCCAGCAAACCACCACUUUUGUUAAGAAUGGCAUCUGAUUAUGAAGAUAACAAAUUCAUAUCUGCUCUUGCCUCAUUUAAGAGUCGGACUCUUUAUGCCAAUGUUUCAUAUGAUCAUAUGGUGGGUUGGAGAACAUCUUCAAUAAGGAGAGAAAGUGAACUUAUUAAGCCCUCACGCCGGUCUUUGGAUGGCUAUAAGCAUGUUGUAGAUGUGGAAUAUUGUCCCUCAGUACCUUCUGAGGGUCCUCAUUUUCCUGCAAAAGCAGCCAAGGCAAAGGAAGCUGCCAAAAUUGCAUCAAACACACAAAAUACAGCGGAAUAUUAUGAUAUGAUGGAAGAGCAAAUGAUAUGUGGCUUGCAACGGGUUGGAUGGAAGAAAGUUGAUGUCAGUUUUCACUCGGCAUUUUGGCCUUUCUUUGCUCAUAAUAAUAUUCAUGUUAAGAGAGAAUGGCUUCACAAUGCAGGAGCUGGCGUUAUUGCUCAUGUUGCAGACAGUUUAAAACAACAGGAAUCUCAUACAUUUUUGGCCGCAAACCUAUAGGAUUGGAUGGUUAAUUUUUGAAUGUAUUUCUGCUGUGUCAGAGAAAAUGGGAUACUUAAGAUCACCUGACUCUAACUGCAUAAUUUGAUAUGGCAACUGUUGUCAAAAACAUCCAAUUUCUUUGCGUGAAAGACAAAGGAUCACAAUGCCCAUAAGUAGAUAACUCCUUUUUCAGUAAAAUCUAGAAUAUAUGUGAUACAGUCUCUUGUGUGAUUACAAGCACUCAGUUUUCUCAAGGAAAUCAACUAUCCUGUCCAAGUUUAUUCUAGGAAUGCCUUGAUGGGCAAGUAUUUAGUUACUAUAAUGCAUGUUAGCAGUGUUUGAAGCUGUUCUAUAGGCAUGCACUAGAAAGCAUAUUCUUUUCUGAACAGACCUUCCAUGGCUGGGACUAAAGAACAAGAAACGAUCAGUUUCUUCUGAAUAGCAAUUAAUGCAGGCAUUCUGUGUGAUAGAUAGCGUUCUCUUAAGAUUUGAAGACUAUAUCCCGACCUUUAUCAUGUGUUGUAUAUGCCUUUCACAAGUUUUGCACUUCUUUGAUGUGAUCGAUGUUACAUUGGAUCUUUUGAUAUUAUUGCAUGGGGUAGUAGCUAUUUGUGUUUGGCA